Messenger RNA from Mytilinidion resinicola, 1074 nucleotides. RefSeq lists its product as uncharacterized. The transcript has 3 exons. The record is from RefSeq and is a predicted model, not a curated record. Bases 1 to 1074 code for a protein of 357 amino acids. NCBI's taxonomy places the organism in Eukaryota, Fungi, Ascomycota, Dothideomycetes, Mytilinidiales, Mytilinidiaceae.
AUGGGCCUCUUCAGCACGCAUGGCCUUAUCGCCAACGAACCGACCGAUGUCGACGUCUCCUAUCGCUCACAGGAAGAUGCGGUUGUGGGAAGGCUCCUGCAUUAUUUUGCUAUGAUUAGUGCUCAGCGCUAUCCUAGGGACUGUGUGUGGGCAUUGAAGACAUAUAGACCAACGGUAUUUGCCCAUGAAAUUGCCACUAUGUCGGAACUGUCGGAUCCUCAUCGAAAGUCACGUUUGCUCUUCCGAAGCGGUGGGCUCUUGCAAGCAAAGCCGGCGGAACAGGAUGUCAUCAACCCAGGAGGGCCAGACUGCGCGUUUAAUGGGAAGAUGAGCCCCUACUACGAACUAAUCGACUUGAAUCGGGGAUUCUAUCUCUUCAGCACGUCCGGCCAUCUCCAGUACGUCGAAGCGCUGGAGGGAAAAGCAAGAGCAGUCGAAGAGCGGAUCAAAAUGUCGGACACGGCCACGGAACUACGCAAGAUUUGUGAGCAAAUGGGCAGCGACAUUUCACACGUGGUUGGCUCCAAAGGGUUGGACGCACUUGACAGCUCUGCAGCCGCCACCACUGUGGAGGUGGAAGUGCUAGAACGGGCUCUCGCCGAGCUGUCUAUCGCAAAGAUAGAAAGAAAGAAAGACUUGGACACGGAAGAGCUGAAGUUGGGUAAGAUUGUGGAAGCAGACGCGGAUUUGAGGGCCGAGAUUAAGAGCCUCGAAGUGGCAAACGCGAGGAGGGAAGAGGAAUGGCGAGAGCAGGUUGACAGGCGUGAUGGUGCAAAGGAGCGCAUCACGCUUUUGUACCACUAUCAAAUCCGCGAUAAUGUCAAGCUAAUGGGCGAACAUGUCCAUUUGAUAAAACAGAGACGAGUAGCCCGGCGGAGGCUUCGGCAACACCGCCAGACAGUGUUCAAGCUACACAAUGAGACCAGGGACCAGUCUCACGCCGUCGAGGAUCUCCAAGAGCAAUUGAGGAUGCAGGGGGCCGUGUCGCAGAAGCAAGAGCAGGCUAUCGAAACCAAGGAUACCACCAUUGGCGAGCUUCGACGUGAGCUUGGGAGCAAGAACGUGGAGAUUUGA